This is a messenger RNA of Petromyzon marinus (sea lamprey), 2710 nucleotides long. RefSeq names its product 2-hydroxyacyl-CoA lyase 2 (gene HACL2). Gene Ontology annotation, biological process: L-valine biosynthetic process. The record is from RefSeq and is a predicted model, not a curated record. Gene Ontology annotation, cellular component: acetolactate synthase complex. NCBI's taxonomy places the organism in Eukaryota, Metazoa, Chordata, Hyperoartia, Petromyzontiformes, Petromyzontidae. Gene Ontology annotation, molecular function: thiamine pyrophosphate binding; flavin adenine dinucleotide binding; magnesium ion binding.
UCGUAUUGCACGCGCCCUCGGAGUCGCCGUAGCGGUGUUGUCGAUGCCCACGCGUCGUGUUUACUUCUCCGAUUUUGUGCCCCCCCCCCCACUUAUUUUCCCUUCCUUCUCUCUUUUUGUUGUUGUUGUUGUAACUUUGAACGCGACCGGCGGGCCCCAUGGGCUGCUGCUGCGCCUUUGAGUGCGCCGCCCUGGUCGUGGUGACGGCGCUGUGCAUGGCGGCGGCUUGCUUCGUCAGGAAGCUCGGCGUCUUCUAUCAGCUCCUGCACAAAGUGGAAUCGGACAGCAGCCGGCACGGUGGGGAGCUGGUGGCGGAGGUUCUGCGUGCUCAUGGCGUGCGCUUCGUCUUCACGCUGGUGGGCGGCCACGUGUCACCCGUCCUCACGGCCAGCGAGAAGCUGGGCAUGCGUGUGGUGGACGUGCGGCACGAGGCCACCGCUGUCUUUGCUGCCGACGCCGUCGCACGGCUUUCGGGUACCGUUGGUGUUGCUGUGGUGACGGCAGGACCGGGUCUCACUAACACUGUCACCGCAGUGAAGAAUGCUCAGAUGGCCGAGUCUCCAGUAUUGCUCAUGGGAGGGGCAGCUGCUACCCUCCUUAAGGGGCGAGGGGCUCUGCAAGACAUCGAUCAGCUGUCACUGUUCAAGCCGCUGUGCAAACUGUGUAUUACCGUGAGCACCGUGCGUGAAAUUGUCCCCGCGAUCAGACGAGCACUAGCCACUGCCCAGUCUGGCACUCCAGGGCCUGUGUUUGUAGAGUUGCCUAUUGAUGUCCUCUACCCUUACCACGUGGUGCAAAAGGAACUUGCUCCAAAAACAGCACCAAAAGGGCUCAUGGGUAAAAUCAUCAACUGGUACCUCUUGAACCACCUGCGGAACCUGUUUGCCGGAGCUUGGGAGCCCAGGGACAUGUCCCCACUGCCAAUUCAGCGGCCCAUGGCCACUCCUGAACAGGUGCAGAGUUGUGUGGAGUUGGUAAGCCGAGCAAAGAAGCCAGUCUUUCUGUUGGGCAGCCAAGCAACACUGCCCCCUGUACCAGCCAACCAGAUCAGAGAAACGCUGGAGCACUUGGGAAUUCCAUGCUUCCUGGGCGGAAUGGCCCGGGGCAUGCUCGGAAGGGACAGCCCCAUUCAUAUCCGGCAAAAUCGCAGGGAUGCCCUUAAGGAGGCAGACCUCGUGAUUCUCUUAGGGACUGUGUGCGACUUUCGACUGUCUUAUGGUCGGGUUUUGAGUCGGAAAAGCACGAUAAUAGCUGUAAAUCGUGACCGCUCACAGCUGCUUAAAAAUUCAGACAUGUUCUGGAAGCCGACAGUGGCUGUGCAAGGGGAUCCUGGCUCCUUCUUGGUGAGUCUAUCUGCUGGACUCAAGGGCUACAAGUGUCCUGAAGAGUGGGCUCGUGACCUCAAACAAGGAGAUGAGAAGAAGGAGAAAACCAACAGCGAGAAGGCAGAGGAGGAGACAGAUCAACACCUCAAUCCGCUCAAGGUUCUGCACCGCCUGGAUGACUUGCUAGCGGAUGACAGCCUCAUCGUAGCUGACGGAGGAGACUUUGUGGGCAGCGCUGCAUACAUCCUUCGGCCACGGGGGCCACUGUGCUGGCUGGACCCUGGGGCAUUUGGAACUCUAGGUGUUGGAGGAGGGUUUGCCCUAGGAGCCAAGCUUUGCCGACCAGACUCUGAGGUAUGGAUCAUCUAUGGAGAUGGCUCACUGGGGUUCAGCAUGGCUGAGUUUGAUACGUUCACCCGACACAAGUUACCGAUCAUUGCGUUGGUGGGUAAUGACGCGUGCUGGUCUCAGAUUGCUCGGGAACAAGUGCCAAUGCUUGGCAGCAACGUAGCCUGUGGACUGGCAUUCACAGAUUACCAUGUUGUGGCCGAUGGCUUAGGAGCACGGGGAUUUCUCCUGGGGAAGGAGAAAGAGUCACAGAUCGACGAGGUGAUUAAGGCGGCGCAAGCUGAAAGCAAGCAGGGCCGCUCGUCCCUCAUCAACACGCUCAUCGGCAAGACCAAUUUCCGCGAGGGCUCCAUAUCCGUGUGAAUGUGUGCAGAUCAAAAAAUAUGCCACUGAGCACUUUGAUCGAGCCUCAUCAGCAGUGAUGUGCACGCUGUAAUAAUAAUGGUAGUGAUAUCGGUUAUGCGGCAUCUUGGCACUCAAAGGUGCUUUUGUUCAAUUGUUUGAAGUGUGAAAAUAAUGGAAGUGAAACACCCGUUAGAAUGAGUGUUAUUAAUUAAACCGAUUACAAAUGCAAAUAUGUAACCAGGAAUGCAAUUCAAACUUGAUUGGUCUUCAUGCAGAGAGGUGUACACUGAAAUAUAAAAUGACAAAGAACUACUUUUUAGACUAAACAGGCGCUUUGGAUGAAUGCUGUUAGUACAAUACACUUAUACAUGUGUACACACGUUAUUAAGCAUGUCCAUACCCAUUAUCACUCAAAUGCAUACAUAGUUAUAAGCUAACGGGCAUUAUUCCCAUCAUUUGCAUUUCUACACACUCGCACGUGUUCGAGCAUCAACUUGUGCAAAAUAUUGGUUUUGUGUGUUCAGAAUGAGUUGUUAUGGAGAUACUUAUGAAAUGAUAUAGAAUCCUGCUAACAUCAGCUAUUGACAGACAAUUAGACUUAAAUUUUUAUUUAAAGCUUUCGUGACUGCAGUGAUUCAUAUUCUUGGUUCUUUCGGUAAAGUCACGUUGAAGGGAAACAAUAAAAUAAUAAA